This is a messenger RNA of Acanthamoeba castellanii str. Neff, 1338 nucleotides long. RefSeq lists its product as uncharacterized. NCBI's taxonomy places the organism in Eukaryota, Discosea, Longamoebia, Acanthamoebidae. The record is from RefSeq and is a predicted model, not a curated record. The coding region runs from base 1 to 1338 and encodes 445 amino acids. The transcript has 13 exons.
AUGGUGCACGCCGGCAAGGGCGGCGGACGCAUGUUCGUCAAUGCGGCUCGCAUUAACGGCCGCAAGUCCAACUUCUCGCUUCUCGAGUACAUUCAAUCGGAGGUGCGGGCCGGAGAGUCGCCUGUGCCGCCGUGGAUGCCGGCCACGCUGAUCAGCCCGCCCCCCACCAUCCCCAACGUCCCGCACCCCGGUCCCUUGACCUAUCCUGAGGACAAGCUGCGUCAGGUGUGGUUCGAUCGCCAUCCCGAGGCGAGGAAGAUCAAGCUCAAGACCGUCUACGUGGGCGAGCACAGAUAUUGGCAACACCCGGCCACCUCGUUUGUGCACCGACAGAGCAAGCUGAUCAAGAAGGGCUACUCUGAGCAGGAUGCCUAUGACGUUGUCGAGGCCGAGGACAAGAAGGUCAUCGUGUUCAUCAUCACGUUGGUAGCCGCGCGCUACAGGGAGCUGGAGCGGCUGAUGGCGAUCGAGCAGGCCAAGGAACUUGGCUUUGAUGACCUCGAGACGGCGAGGGACCUCCUUGCCCCUCCCGAUCUCACUCAGGCCAGGGAGCGCAUGCUGGAGGAGUUGAUCGACGUGCUCAAGGCUAAGGGCGUUCCUAACGUUGUGCCCGAGCUGCUCCCCAAGGGCAUGAAGUGGCGAGACGUACUGGCGUUCGUCCACAAGUACCCCCAGCACGCCCACUUCUUCAGCCUGGGCUUCAUGGCCACUCAUGCCAUUGAGACCAUGAACCCUGAGAUUGCUGAUGCCUACAACUGGAUUUACGGCGGAGAAGUGCUUCUCGACGACGACAGUGUGCCGCUUGAAGAGCAGGAAGAGCUCAAUGCCUUCUUGGACGAGGAGGGUUUCGAGACGGUCGAGGACGGCGACGAACUGGACCAGCAAGACCUUCGAGAGCAGGAGCGGCUGACUUCGGAGGCGGUCGCCCAGUACGAACCGGUCGUGGCGGGUGCGUCGCUGGUGGAGGAAGGCUUGUUCUUCGACGAAGACGAGGGCGAAGAUGAAGACGAGAGCGAGGCAGCCAGGGAAGAAGAACACGACGAGGAGCAAAGGAUCGCGAUGGUCAAGAAGGAAGGCGAGCAGUUCAAGGCGAUUCUCAAGAGGAUCGAGAAGAUCUACCGCCCCGAGCAGUUCCCCACGACCGCCGACACCCCGUGGGCCGACCUUGUCAACCUACUCGCCCUUCGCCCCCAGGCUCCCGAUGUGAAGCUGGCCCAGGACGCCGAACAGAAGCUGAGGAAGGCGAAUCAGGUCAAGAGGCCCAGUGGUGGCUCGUCCAGGCCACAGAGCCAGCAGCCGAACAAGCCCACCAAGGGAAAGGAGGUCGAGCUGCAGUAG